This is a messenger RNA of Elaeis guineensis (African oil palm), 2541 nucleotides long. RefSeq names its product protein REDUCED WALL ACETYLATION 1. The record is from RefSeq and is a predicted model, not a curated record. Gene Ontology annotation, biological process: xylan biosynthetic process; plant-type secondary cell wall biogenesis; xyloglucan metabolic process. Lineage: Eukaryota; Viridiplantae; Streptophyta; Magnoliopsida; Arecales; Arecaceae. Gene Ontology annotation, cellular component: Golgi apparatus. Gene Ontology annotation, molecular function: acetyltransferase activity.
AUUCGCCCACCUAAGCAUCUAAAAGCACCCAAACAAAACCUAAUCACCGAAGCACAUCAGUCUCUACUCAUAAGUUCUCGCCGGCCCCACCUCUAGGAUCCAAUAGCACUAACUCGGUUCAUAGAUUAGGAUUUCUUUCCGAGUGUUCUUCUUGCUGCCAUCCUGGCCACCGCUGUGCUCAAAGCUUUAAAUCGAAACACCAGCCAAGAACGCGCUUAAUCAUUUUUGGCACCAUUUUUUCUAUUUUUUGGUUGUUUUUUUUUUCUUUCGUCACUCUUCUCGAAGAAGCUAGGGUUUUUUCCCCCUCAGAUCUGGUUCUCCGAGGAGCGAUCUUGGGAAUGCUCGUGGAUUUGGAGCGCGUUUUGUUGUAGGAUUUGAACCUAAUCUCGGGAGCGAUCGUUAAUGGAGAUCGCGGGAUUCAUCGCUCCCGGCCAGGUAUCGUUUCUGCUUGGAUUCAUCCCUGUUUUCGUGGCAUGGAUAUAUUCAGAAUUACUGGAAUACAGGAAAAGUACAGCUUCUCCGAAAGUACAUUCAGACAUCAAUUUGGUUGUGUUAGACAACGUGCCAAAUAGGGAAGAUGAUCAAGCUUCAUUACUAGAGGGCGGUCUUCAAGCAGCAUAUCCGAAAGCUCUCCAAGUGUCUGCCACUUCACCCCUUUUAAGAUUUUGUCUGAUGGAUGAGGCAUUCUUGCUAGAGCAUCGGUUAACAUUGAGGGCCAUUUCCGAAUUUGGAGCUUAUUUGGUCUAUUUUUUCAUAUGUGAUCGGACAAAUCUUCUUGGAGAGUCAAAAAAGAGUUACAGCCGGGAUCUUUUUCUUUUUCUUUACUUUCUUCUCAUCAUAGUCUCAGCAAUGACCUCUUUUAAAAUCCACCAAGACAAGUCGCCAUUCUCUGGAAAGCCCAUACUUUAUCUAAACAGGCAUCAGACUGAGGAAUGGAAGGGAUGGAUGCAGGUACUGUUUUUGAUGUACCACUACUUCAAUGCAAAAGAGAUAUACAAUGCAAUUCGUGUUUUUAUUGCUGCAUAUGUGUGGAUGACUGGAUUUGGGAAUUUCUCAUAUUAUUAUGUCCGGAAAGAUUUCAGCCUGGCCCGAUUUGCUCAGGUGACAUAUUUCAACUAUUUUUUCCCCCUUGCAUUGGUGAUGGGGUCUGGUACUGUAGUUGGUUAUUUCCUUUCCUAUUAUAAUAGAAUGCUGAGAACAAUUUCUAACCGUAUUCAACAGAUGAUGUGGCGCCUUAAUUUCUUUGUGGCAUUUUGCUGCAUUGUCCUUAACAAUGAGUACAUGCUGUAUUACAUCUGCCCCAUGCACACUCUUUUCACCCUUAUGGUUUAUUGUGCACUUGGAAUUCUAAACAAAUACAAUGAGCUCGGAUCAGUGAUUGCAGUAAAAAUAGCUGCCUGCUUUUUGGUUGUUAUUCUGAUCUGGGAGGUUCCGAAAGUCUUUGAUAUAGUUUGGAGCCCACUAACAUUCCUUUUAGGUUACAGUGAUCCAGAUCCUUCAAAACCAAAAUUUCCUCGUUUGCAUGAAUGGCACUUCCGAUCGGGACUGGAUCGGUAUAUUUGGAUUGUGGGAAUGAUAUAUGCCUAUUAUCAUCCAACUGUUGAGAGGUGGAUAGAGAAACUUGAAGAAGCUGAAACAAGGACGAGAAUAUCAAUCAAGACAUUUGUUGUGACAGUUUCACUAGCGAUUGGAUAUCUAUGGUAUGAGUAUAUUUACAAGCUGGACAAGAUUACAUACAAUAAGUAUCAUCCUUAUACAUCUUGGAUCCCAAUAACUGUCUACAUCUGCUUGAGGAACUUCACACAACAGUUUCGGAGCUGCUCUCUGACCCUCUUCGCGUGGCUUGGAAAGAUAACAUUAGAGACUUACAUAUCCCAGAUCCACAUCUGGCUUAGAUCAGGAGUGCCUAACGGACAACCUCGAUAUCUAUUGUCCCUCAUACCAAAUUACCCAUUGCUGAAUUUCAUGCUCACAACUGCCAUAUAUGUAGCGGUUUCACACAGAAUAUUUGAAUUGACAAACACACUGAAGAUGGCUUUUGUGCCAAGUAGAGAUGACAAGCGCCUGAUGAACAACAUGAUUGCAGCGGUUGCUAUUUCAGUCAUCUUAUAUUCCUUGUCCUUUGUUUUCAUAAACGUUCCAAAUAUGCUGGUAUGAGUAUUUCAUAUGAGAUGGAGCCAAGAACUUUGUUAGACGUAGCACGGGCAGGUGUAAUGGUACUUUCAAUAUCCUGUGAAAGUGGGGCAUCGGAACACAGGCUGGUAAAAUGUCAUAUAAAGCUGCUAAAUUAAUUGUGUUUUCAUUCUCAAUCUAGUGUAUAGGAAAGUAGGUGCUGGAUUUGACACAAAUGAGGUGCUUGUGCGUCUAUCCAUCAUUACGCGGAGUACCCUUGAGUCUCUUGUGUGGGUAUAGUUUGUGGUGCAAUAAGCAGGUUUAAUUUGUAAAGCAUAGCUUAAAAAUCCUCCGAGAAUUGUCGUGGGAUAGUUAAAGUUUGAGUACUUUAUCUAAAUAAUACAAAUAAAUUUUUUUUUAGCUUAAUAA